Serpula lacrymans var. lacrymans S7.9 is the source of this 3434-nucleotide messenger RNA. RefSeq lists its product as uncharacterized. The record is from RefSeq and is a predicted model, not a curated record. Gene Ontology annotation, molecular function: metalloendopeptidase activity; metal ion binding. The transcript has 16 exons. NCBI's taxonomy places the organism in Eukaryota, Fungi, Basidiomycota, Agaricomycetes, Boletales, Serpulaceae. Gene Ontology annotation, cellular component: cytosol; mitochondrion. The coding region runs from base 1 to 3306 and encodes 1101 amino acids. Gene Ontology annotation, biological process: peptide catabolic process.
AUGAAAUCUGCCAACAAUAUUCAAGCGGACUGGAUUCAACUUCAGCGCCGGCAGGCAAUACCACCCUACUCAAUUUUCUCAAAAGCUAUCGAGAAAUCUCAGUCAGACGACAAGGAAUACCGAGUCAUAAAGCUCGAAAACGGAUUACAUGCCACUGUCAUACAUGAUCCGAAGGCUGAUACCGCAGCUGCUAGUCUGGACGUCGCCGUCGGCCAUUUAUACGAUCCUGAUGACAUGCCAGGGAUGGCACACUUUUGCGAACAUCUGCUAUUUAUGGGUACAGAGCAAUUUCCUCGCGAGAACGAAUACUCAGAAUUCUUAUCGAAAAAUAACGGCUCGUCCAAUGCUUUCACGUCGACUUCAAACACGAACUACUAUUUCAGCGUCGCUACUCCCGCUCUAGCACCCGCGCUCACUCGUUUCGCAGCAUUCUUUCACUGUCCUCUGUUUUCUCCCUCUUGCACGUCGCGUGAACUCAAUGCUGUCGAUUCUGAACACAAGAAGAAUCACCAGGCUGACAUGUGGCGAAUUUUCCAACUCAACAAGGAGCUAACAAAAGAUGGCCAUCCGUGGAAGAAGUUCGGAAGUGGGAAUAGAGAAAGUUUGUCCAAGGCCGGCAAAGAACUCAAGGCGAAGGGCGCUGUUGGCCGCGAGACCCGCCGCCGCCUGGUCGAAUGGUGGAGCAAGGAAUACUGUGCAGGUAGAAUGAGAUUAUGUGUUAUUGGUAAAGGUAUGUCGAGAGAAUUCUACUUCAGUAUAUCUCGUGUCAUAAUCCACUGUCCCCAAGAAUCAUUGGACGAGUUGUCAGACUUGGUCUCCAAGCUCUUUUCGCCGAUCUCGAAUCGCGGUCUGGACCCAACUCCGAUGAUCAACGAUCAUCCCUUUGGACCUAAUGAAAUGGGUACCUUGGUUUCUGUGCAAACGAUCAUGAGAUUUCAUGCUGUCGAAAUUUCCUUCCCUUUGGACUAUCAAGCUCCUUUGUGGCGAUACAAGCCUACGAACUUCCUGGCACAUUUUGUUGGGCACGAAGGCCCUGGGUCGCUUCAUUCAUACCUGAAGAACAAAGGUUGGGUUACUUCACUGAAUUCUGGAAGUCAAAGCCUAGCAAGAGGAUUUGGCAUGUUCAAAGUGACGAUACACAUGACGGAGCAAGGAUUCCAAAACUAUCGGUCCAUAGUCUUGGCCACAUUCAAAUAUCUGUCAUUGCUCCGCUCAUCUACUUUCCCAGCUUGGUAUCAGGCCGAGAUAAGCGCGCUCUCCAAUACUAACUUCCAAUUUUCGGCAAAACGGAAUCCGGAUGAUUAUGCUGUGUGGCUUUCGCAGCAAAUGGUGUGGCCAGUGCCUACAGAACUCACCGUCAGUGCCCCACAAUUGACGUGGGAAUGGGAUCAAGGCGGAAACGGGGAAAAAGAGGUAAACGACAUCUUAAACGGGUUGACAAUCGACCAGGGAAGAGUGGUGCUCAUGGCACGGAAAGAGGAUCAUGAACGUAUCGGUCAGAAAGAUGCCACUUGGAAGACAGAACCAUGGUAUGGUACCCCGUACCGAGUAGAAAGGUGGCAAGAAGAUUUCGUAAUCCAGGCAAAGGGCAAAAACGAUUUACCCGAACUUUAUUUGCCGGGACCAAAUCAGUUCAUACCGACGAACCUGAACGUGGAGAAACGUGUUGUCUCCGAGACUAUCAAACGUCCUCACCUAAUUCGCGAGACGCCCUUAUCGACGGUCUGGUAUAAAAAAGAUGAUCAAUUCUGGCUGCCUAAGGCAACUGUCAUUAUCGAGCUUCGGAGCCCACUAGCGAACGCAUCUCCACGUGCUGCUGUUCUGACACGUAUCUUUUCCGAUCUCGUGAAUGACUCUUUGACUGAGUUCUCUUACGAUGCGUCGCUCGCCGGUCUCUCGUACGGUUUUGCCUCACACUCCCUCGGACUGUGGGUCACACUGAAUGGAUACAACGACAAACUAGGUGUCCUUGCCAAGCAUGUUCUGGAAAGAGUCAAAACCUUGGAAGUCCGAGCUGAUCGGCUUGAGGUUGUCAAAGAGCAGAUCGAGAGGGAUUGGGGAAACUUCUUCCUUGGCCAGACUUACAGACUAUCAGAUUAUUACGGGCGCUAUCUCUUGGAAAAUCAACAAUGGACUCUGGAAGAAAAACUUCCAGAGGUUCCUCGUGUAACGGUGCAGGAUAUACAAAUGCACGCCAAGGAAAUGUUAUCUCAACUGAAUAUCCGUAUGUUAGUGGCGGGUAACAUGUACAAGGACGAGGCUAUUGGCUUGGCCACAAUGGGAGAGAAGAUACUCGAUCCAGCUCCCUUGCCAUUAGAUGAAGUCGUUGAUAGGGCCCUCAUUCCUCCCAAAGCUUCAAAUUUCGUGUGGACUUUACCUGUGCCUAACCCCAACGAGCCGAAUUCCGCAUUGACUUACUAUGUCCAUAUCGGCGAUCGCAACGAUGCUCGCCUGCGGGUAAUUGGCUCUCUUCUUCAACAGAUUCUGAGUGAACCUGCCUUCAACGUACUCCGGACAAAAGAGCAGCUUGGUUAUGUCGUAUUCUGUUCGACAUGGGUACUGCCUGGAUCGGCUGAUUUUGGUUUACGGAUCGUUGUUCAAAGCGAGAGGAAUCCUACAUACCUUGAACAGAGAGUGGAGGCCUUUUUGGUUAGUAUGAGGGCUUUCAUCAAGAAUAUGGAACCGAAGACCUUUGAAGAGCAAAAACAAGGAUUGCAGAAGAAAUGGGAGGAGGUUGUGAAAAACCUGGUUGAGGAAACAAACAGGUAUUGGGCGCAUAUAGAUUCAGGAUAUUUAGACUUCUUUAGAUUGGACACGAACCUGAAUGUACUGAAGGACGUCAACAAAGAAGAUGUACUUUCGCUAUUCCAGUCUCACGUGGACCCUGCGUCCCCAUCGCGGUCAAAAAUCUCAGUCCACUUACGUUCUCGCAGACCUCGCCCAAAGAAGGUUAGUGUCGCAGCUGCAGAUGCAUUCGAGGGCCUGGCCAAGGCUGCUGGGGUCGUACUAGAACACGGGGCAUGGAGAGAAGAGCUUGGUGAUCAGUUGCCAACCACUAACGACUUUGGGAAAUAUUGGGCUGGUGUUUUUACCGAGUUGAUGACAGCGCCGAAUGUGUCACAGGAGCUUCUAGGAAAGAUCCCUGCUUUGGUAGGACAAUUUCCUGAAGCCGAGGAUAUUGAACAGGGCCUCCUCGAGGGAGCAACCUAUAUCGAAGAUAGCAAGGCUUUCAAGUCUUCUCUGAGCACUUCUAGAGACCCGAGGCCUCUAGUCGAGUGGGGUGAUUUACCUGCGGCGAAGUUUUGAUUUUUGCCGUCGCUGGUACCUUUCCUCGAUAAUCGGAUGUCGCAUCUUGUAAAAUGUUCUUGUUGCUAAUCCACUUCAACAUAUACGUACUACUGUAUACCCUAAUGAAAGUUUCUUCUCAUACCCAU